This is a messenger RNA of Candoia aspera, 955 nucleotides long. It is a transcript of the gene HSCB, whose product is annotated as HscB mitochondrial iron-sulfur cluster cochaperone. Gene Ontology annotation, cellular component: mitochondrion. The transcript is spliced from 6 exons. Gene Ontology annotation, biological process: [2Fe-2S] cluster assembly; protein complex oligomerization. Lineage: Eukaryota; Metazoa; Chordata; Lepidosauria; Squamata; Candoiidae. The record is from RefSeq and is a predicted model, not a curated record. Gene Ontology annotation, molecular function: ATPase activator activity; protein-folding chaperone binding. Bases 1 to 666 code for a protein of 221 amino acids.
AUGUGGCGCCGGCCGUUGCGCGCGAGGGCCCCGCGCCCGUGCCCCGACCCGCGCCGCUCCCGCACCCAGACGCCGGGGCGCCGCUGCUGGAGCUGUGGGGCUCCGCUGGCGGCGGCGGGGCCCGACUUCUGCCCGUCGUGCCGCGCCCUGCAGCCCCCGGAGCCCCGCGCGGACUUCUUCGGGCUGCUGGGCUGCCCGCGCGGGUUCGCCGUGGACGUGGCCCGGCUCCGGCAGCGCUUCCUGGCCCUGCAGCGCUCGCUGCACCCGGACCGCUUCAGUCGCCGACCGCAGGCCGAGCGCGGCUUCUCGGAGCAGCACGCCGCCCUGAUCAACCACGCCUACCGCACCCUCCGCAGCCCGCUCAGCCGCGGGCUCUACCUGCUGGAGCUGAGCGGGGUCGAGCUGGCGGCGGGCAGCGACGCGGAGGCCGAGCCCGGCUUCCUCGCCGAGGUCUUGGAGCUGAACGAGCAGCUGGCGGCCGCGCACUCCGGAGCAAGCCUGGCCGCGGUGGAGGGUCUCCUGGCAGCAAAGCAAGAGGCGCUGGUCCAGGAGGUGAGCCGCGCCUUCGAGCAAGAUGACCUUCAUGAAGCCAGAAGACUCCUGGGCAAAAUGAAAUACUUUGCGAACCUGGAAGAGAAGUUGAAGGAGAAGAAAGCCCCUUCUUGAUCCCUCACUGUGUUUAGUUGGGCGAUCCUUGCCUGCAGACCCACCCAGUGCUCGCCUAUUGCCUUGUCCCUCCCUUGAUGCGGAGCCCCCGUGCAACGGAGGAAAGAAGCCCCUGCCCUUGUGUGGGCCAGGAACUAGCCACCCAGCAACCGGCUGCUCUGCUGCAAGAGGGAGGGAGAUGGUCUGCAUCCCCCCAGGCCAGAUGGGAACAUUGUCGUCUCUCUGGCCGAGCUUGUGGGCUGGAAGCCGAAGGCACCUAUGAUGGAGCAAAUCAAAAUAAAAGUGGAGC